AUGGCGCAAUGGUCCGGCGACACUCAGUCCCAGAAGGUGGGCGACCUCUUCCAACGCAUCCUGCCCAAGCUGAAGCAGGAGUACCAACGCUACAUCACCGACUACGACAUGAUGCGCGAGCGAAUCAAACUGCUGCGCGCUCAGCACGUUGACUUUUCAGCCCACGUGCUCAGAUUCUGCGCUGCGGCCGGUGGCGCCGAUAUGGGAUUCCACCUGAUCCUGCCCAUCCAGCGCAUCCCACGAUACGAGAUGCUGCUCUCGACGCUCACCAAGCACACGCCAUCGAACCACUCGGACUACCGGGAGCUUGUCACCACGCUGGACAAGAUCAAAGAGUUGCUCAACUUCCUCGACGAGACCAAGCGACGCGAGGACAACAAGCGCAAAAUCCAGCACGUCAUGGCGCACCUCUCCACCCCCAAACACAAGCUUCCACGAAUUUUGGAUGAGGAGCACAUGAAGGGUCGGGUCUUCCUGCGGGAGGGCCUGUUGUACGAUACCUACGGCAAGAAGAGGAAGGAGUGCUACGUGUUCAUGUUCGACGAGUUCCUCAUCAAGACCUCGCUCAAGAACACCCACCGGCUCACAACCAACCUCACCCGACUGGGGCUCAGCCAAAAGCCCGCGGAGCAGAAGCCGCCUCAGUACGAGUACAAGGACAUCAUCCCGUUCUCCAAAGUCUUCGUCUCGUCGCCAUCCCUCGAAGAAGAAGCUGAGGAGGGGCUCAACGUUACGUUCAAGCUCAUCGAACGCAAUCCCGCGCCGGACACGCCACCCUGCGUGCAGACGUUCACCUGUUCGUCGGAGAACGAGCGCAAGUCGUGGAUGAAGGACAUCAGCGAGGCCAUCAACCUCAGCGCCGUCAUGAUGCAGGUCCACUCCACCUCCAUGAUCGUGCGGCGAAAAUGA
Messenger RNA from Acanthamoeba castellanii str. Neff, 909 nucleotides. Its product is annotated as PH domain containing protein. Gene Ontology annotation, molecular function: guanyl-nucleotide exchange factor activity. The coding region runs from base 1 to 909 and encodes 302 amino acids. The record is from RefSeq and is a predicted model, not a curated record. The transcript is spliced from 6 exons. Lineage: Eukaryota; Discosea; Longamoebia; Acanthamoebidae.